UUUCAUCAUCUACUCCUCCUGCACCACAAAAUGACGCGUUCUUUGCCUUUAUAUAAAGGCAGUUCAAGGGAAUUGGAUCCUCUUAUAAUCUAAAAUGUUUGGAACACGUCGACAAGCUCGCGAUACCCACCAUGUUUCCUCUAACACGAGUCGCAAAUCCCGUUUCUGGCAUCGUAGGGACAAGGAUCGGGUGGCAGGCGGUUACAAAGUUGCUCUCAGCAAUCCCAAUACUACGCACCAGGGUCGUAAACAUGCCAAACAUGAGCUGAGGAAAAUGGGACAAGACACGCAUGUCCCCUUUAUGACCAAGGUCAAGCGAACGCUUGGAAUCCGCAGCACGACUCGCCGCACAAACUAGGAUGAUUGAUGCAAUUUAGAUAAAUAUUUUCUGUGCACGUUGAAAUGUCGAUGUUCGUGUAGUACAUUUAGCUAUAUACGUCUAAUCCUGGGUUAUCUUAAAUUCAAAUUUCUACUUCUCGAGCUCAACGGCCCGCGUCGGCCCCCAGCCGCUUACUUCAAUUCCAUCUAC
Molecule: messenger RNA, 529 nt
Organism: Desarmillaria tabescens
Lineage: Eukaryota; Fungi; Basidiomycota; Agaricomycetes; Agaricales; Physalacriaceae
Exons: 3
Coding region: 95-358 (87 amino acids)
Source: RefSeq, a predicted model, not a curated record